UUAGGGCGCGCCUAGCGCCCAGCGCCGAGAAUGGAGGCGCGGGCCGUGGCACCGGGCAUCCAGCUCCUCCGGGCGCGCCGCGCCUCCAAUUUCAGCCUCGGAUUCUACAAGGCAUCGGUUCUAGGGAUCACAUUCCUCGCCUACGCCGGCUAUCACGCCGCGCGCAAGCCGAUCAGCAUCGUCAAGGCCGUGCUCCAUCCGGAGUACUCGGAUCCAGGCUUCGCGGUGAGCCCGAGCUCCAAUCUCUCCCCGUCCAGCAGCAUCGAUCCAGGAAAUGCCCGGGAGGGGUGGAGUCCCUUCGUAGGGAGUCGAGGUAAAGCCAGGCUCGGGAUUAUAGAUGUAGCUUUUCUAGCUUCUUACGCUAUAGGAAUGUACUUCGCGGGUCAUCUGGGUGAUCGUCUCAACCUCCGGUUUUUUCUUUCGGCUGGCAUGGCGGGCAGCGGGGCAUUCUCGUGCCUGUUUGGGAUGGCUUACUGGUGGAAGGUCCAUUCUCUAGGCUACUUCAUACUCGUCCAGAUGGUAGCGGGGGUCUUUCAAUCCACAGGGUGGCCGUCGGUGGUGACCAUUGUCGCGAAGUGGUUUGACAAGAGCAAGCGGGGAUUGAUCAUGGGGAUCUGGAACUGUCACACCUCGGCUGGAAACAUCGUCGGCUCGCUGCUCGCGGCGGAGAUGCUGCAGUAUGGCUGGGGGUGGUCGUUUGUAGCUCCCGGUUUUCUCAUGGCUAUGGCGGCUUUGGUGGUUUUCUUCUUCCUGGCAGUGGAUCCGGAAGAGGUUGAUAUGUCGUCUUCGAUGGCGACGGCGCCUGAGCUGAUCAUGCUGAGGCAACCGCACAACGAGUUCCAGGGCCUGGAUAUAAAUAGCGACGGUGAGGAGUUUAGGGAGGUUUCUCUCGCGCCAGGGACGAGGAACGACUCGGCUGUGGGGUUUUUUGAUGCCUGGAUGAUUCCAGGCGUUGCACAGUUCGCACUGUGCCUGUUCUUCUCCAAGCUGGUGGCUUAUACGUUCCUCUACUGGCUUCCGUUCUACAUAAGGCAUACUAAGAUCGCUGGCAACUAUCUCUCCGAUGGAAUGUCGGGUCGAUUGUCCACACUUUUCGACGUGGGAGGUAUGUUUGGAGGCGUUGCUGCUGGCUACAUCUCGGAUCAACUCAACGCGAAAGCAACCACGGCGGCAACUUUUCUGUACGUUGCAGUCCCAGCGCUGGUUCUGUAUCGCGUCUAUGGCAGCUCGUCUCUAGCUGGCAACGUCGUGCUCAUGGUCUUCCUGGGAGCUUUCAUCAACGGGCCGUAUGCUCUCAUCACCACAGCCGUGUCCGCGGACCUUGGCACUCACAGCUCGCUCAGUGGAAGCUCCAAGGCUCUGGCAACCGUGACCGCUAUCAUCGAUGGCACGGGCUCCGUCGGUGCUGCUAUUGGGCCGCUGCUAACGGGAUUCGUGUCGGAGAAAGGAUGGGACGCAGUGUUUGGGAUGCUCAUCACCUCGGUGCUCAUCGCUGCGCUGCUGCUCAGCAAGCUCGUCUACACGGAGCUCACUGCAAAGUUUGCGAGCGCAAAUGCCGCUCCUUUCCAGCCGCUUGGCGACGAUCAGAAUCAAUUGUACUGACUUAGAGCUGUGACAAGCACAAGAACAAAGCGAUAGGAUUUUUCUCUGCUUGUAGUUCAUGGUUGAGUUAUCAAAUGCUUUAUGACAAAAUAUUCCGCCAACCAUGCGUCCUUGCAGAAAAGUGGCUUCGAAGGGAAGCAUUAGGCUUAUAACAGAUCACAAGUAAAUUCUUUUGCAACAUCAAAAAGAUCUACCAUGGAAAGGUAUGAAGGUUUCUACUUAUCUAGUUUUUUUUGUAUAGUUAUGUUUAAACUCUAUAGAGGUGUUAUUAAAACUCAAAAAACAUAGAAAUGUUUUUAAGUAAUUUAGAAUUGUGAGGGCAAA
Messenger RNA from Selaginella moellendorffii, 1926 nucleotides. Its product is annotated as putative glycerol-3-phosphate transporter 1. The coding region runs from base 31 to 1602 and encodes 523 amino acids. The transcript is spliced from 6 exons. Gene Ontology annotation, cellular component: membrane. Gene Ontology annotation, molecular function: transmembrane transporter activity. The record is from RefSeq and is a predicted model, not a curated record. Gene Ontology annotation, biological process: transmembrane transport; phosphate ion homeostasis. Lineage: Eukaryota; Viridiplantae; Streptophyta; Lycopodiopsida; Selaginellales; Selaginellaceae.